Molecule: messenger RNA, 1321 nt
Organism: Manduca sexta (tobacco hornworm)
Lineage: Eukaryota; Metazoa; Arthropoda; Insecta; Lepidoptera; Sphingidae
Product: tRNA pseudouridine synthase-like 1
Exons: 6
Coding region: 135-1097 (320 amino acids)
Biological process (GO): tRNA pseudouridine synthesis
Molecular function (GO): pseudouridine synthase activity; RNA binding
Source: RefSeq, a predicted model, not a curated record
CAUGAACAGGCUGACAGCCAAUCUUGUCAGUGUUUUGAAUUGAGAUUUGAGGUUAUAUUUACAAAAAAAUCAUUAGGAAAAGUUUUUUAUUAAUAAUAUUAAUGUAAAUUUCUUUUAUAAACAAUAAAAAGAUAAUGAAAGCGAGGUACUUGACUUUCUUUUCGUACAUAGGAACUUCAUUCAGGUCCUCAGAGAAGAUAUGGCUUAAAGAAGGUCGCAACUACCCUGAUCCUGAGAGUGUGCAGGGUCGAAUGGAAAUAGCCCUUUUAAGACUAAGGUCUCUUAAUUAUCCUAACGUAGUAUUGUCUAGCCGCACAGAUGGCGGAGUGCAUGCGCUUAAUUCCAGUGCGCAUUUUGACUUGGACCGGCACGGAACAGAAAUAUACGAUCCAAAUUAUGUCACAUAUAGUAUGAACAGGGUCUUCAACAAAAACGACUGUAGUAUUCUUGUAAAGAAGUGCCUGCGAGUAUCUGACAACUUCCAUGCUCGGUUCAAAGCACUUUCACGGACUUAUCUGUAUCGUUUGGCAAUCUUGAAGGAAGGUGUUAACAUACCAGAGAAAGAGUCUAUUGCAUCAUACAUACCGAUUGAAGAAUUAAAUAGAUGCCACUUUAGUUGUAGAUUACAAGGUUUCGACAUUGAGAGGUUCAAAGCAGGCGCUAAAUACUUAGAAGGAUACCAUGAUUUUUCAACAUUCAAGAGGUUUGAUAAACUGAACCCACACAAACACAAUCGCAGGGAGCUCAAGUCUAUAAUAAUAACACCUGGACGGCCGAUAACAACUACAUAUCACCAAGAGAAUAGUUAUUUUGAUUAUUGGGAUAUUGAGUUUAAAGGGCGCGCGUUUGUUCAUAAUCAGAUAAGACGCAUGGUGGGAGCUCUAAUAUCAGUUGGUAUAGGUAAGCUACAACCAGAGGACAUUAAGGUGAUGCUCCAAGUGCCAUCAAAGCAUUCCUGGUACUCAUUCAUACAGGCGGGGCCUCCUGAUGGCCUAUACCUCUGUAAUGUGGAGUAUAAUCCUGAGGACUUGAUCUAUAACCCUGAUCAGACCAAGGAUCAAGACUCUGGAAUAGAUUGUGACAGUGAUAGUGAAUAAGUGACUGUAUUUAGAAGGUUAAUGUUACAUAUGUUCUAGAAGAUAUUUGCCUAGAGGGUAGUUGUAAGUUUACUGCUCCAUAUAAAAUAGUGCCAUCUGUUGAGCAGCUCAUAUAACUACGAUCCAAUAUAAUUGAUAUAGCUAUAAAUUAUAGAGAGUAACAUGAAUUUCUUAAAAGAAUUACAGAAGCAAAGAAAAAAAUUGAAAGAAACCGAAACGAUCGU